AAUUUCAGGGUUCCCGGAACGAGAAACCCUUUCGAUCGCUAGAUCCCGUGGAUUGGUCGAUCGUGAAUCGCUGGUGGGGAGGUAUAAAAGGGGAUUACGUCCACGGAGCGGCGCACUGUGCGACAGUACAAGUUCGUGAUCGCGUUGAUCCGCACCGGAAUUUCGAAAUUCCCUCGGAAAAAUUCGUUCGUCUAAAUUGGAAGGUGUCUCGGUCGUGCGCAAUCAGUGAAAGACGAUUCGUGGCCGUUCUCAGAUAUCUCUCUCCUCCCUUUUCGUUUAUCGCACGACUCGCACGGUUGCCAAACGCGAAAAGCCAUGUGUGUUCGUACAUCGAUUGGCACGGAACCCGCGGAGCCGGUAGCGGCGCUUCAUCGGCAGAACAACAAAUUGCAAAAAGCGAAAGAAAAGUACAUGAAAUUACACGACGAGCUGCUGGCCAGGGAACUGGACGUCGUCGAGGGCCAGAAGGCCCAGGAGGUUUUCAUUCCGGAGCUGGCCGAUCACAUAUUGAGGGCCAGUACCCUCAACUACAGUUCGCUGCUGAAAGCGUUGUCAAACUACUACGAGGCGUUGCAACAAACCAAAUUCUUCAAAAUUUUAUUCCACACCACGCAACCAGCUCACGUGAUCAUGAUUGCAGCGGUUCUGUGCGUAACGUCCGCUCUGGUCCCAACGAAAGAACGAGUGCAAGGUGCUGGCCAUCCCUACUCGAGAAUAACUACCUUCGUUUAUUUGGCUUCGUUCGUGAUGCAUCUCGGUGCUCAAAUCUGGAUGACCUUUGUUUCAGGUCUCACUCUAUACUUUGCGUUACCGAGACACGCGUUCGGCGAAGUACAGAGGAUUCUCUUCCCAAGGUAUUUUACCAUCAACGCGUGCCUCAGCCUGACCACGCUCCUAAUUUUUAUCAAGCAUCAUCCGGCGCACACGUGGGACACAGAGAUAGCCAUACAGGUGUGUGCCAUGUCCAGUGCUUUUUUCCUGGAACUGCUAAUAAGGCUGUACCUGACCCCGCCUCUCCUCCAAUUGAUAGUUCAGAAAAACAUAUUGGAGCGUGCCGCUGGGGUCGGCAACGAGAUUGGCCGUCACAACCCAGGCCCGUUAAAGCAUUGUCCACACUACUUGAACAUUCACAAAGCCUUCCGACGCGUUCACGUCUACAUCGCUAUGGGGAACAUGCUGACUAUGGGAUGCACGGUGUUACAUCUUCAUUACAUAGCCAGCAAAUUAUGCGUUCUUUAAUAGCAUUCGAAUCAGACCUUCCACGAGCACGUGUCUACGCACCGAGAAUUCGGAGAAUAGUCGGAAUAGUGAACGCUGUUUAACUAACGUCUCCUGCAACACUAGCUGCAGUGUUUCCUUUGGAUACGGGGUGAUCACUGUAUGACCUAACAACCGUUACUUUUAUGGACGUGUCGGGACUUUGUCGUCAAACUCUCUGACCUGAUGUAUCGAAUGAAAAGCAGCGAGUUGCUUCUCAACGAAAAGCAGAUCCUACGAUUCGAUUCGAUUCGAUUCGCUUCGCUUCGCAGUCUUCCCAUGUUCCGUAAAGGUGAACGAGGUCGCCGUAGAAACAAACUAAUCUCGAUCUAUAUUCCUGUAGAUCGAGUAUUCAGUAGAAUUUAGCCGCAUUUUCCUGAAGAUCAGAGUUGUAAAUGUUAGGGGGUGCUUAACACACUGUUCAACGAGGAACACCGCUCGAUCUUUAUCCUUACCGUGAUGCAUUAAUUAUAAUAAACAGUUUAAGGAACCACCGAUCAACGUAAGUUCCGCUUUACGUGUAAAUGUGGAUCCAUACAGACCGGUCGUCUGAGAUUUUAUUGUUAAUUGUGCUUUUUCUUUUUCUUUUCUAGAGACGUACAUUGUGCGUGUUCGGGGAUUGCGCACGUGGAUAAAAUGUUCACGAAACGAAUAACGUUAUUAUCAGACCGGUAAAAUGCGAUUCACAGCGAAAGUCUACUAAUCUGUGUUCCUUCCGCGCGUGUAUUCCUUGAAACAACUCGAAAUUUCGAGAAACUUUGACAAGUUUUACCAAAACUCUCCUUUCCACUGUAGUUCGUAAUGUUACCGAGUUACAUCGGGAACGAUCUGACGUAGGAAAAUGUAAAUAUUCUUAUAAAUCGGAACAUUCGGAGGAAAAAUAAGAAUGCGAAAUCAUCGACUGUGUGUACUGUUAGGUAGUAAAGAGCUUACUCUGUAUCAGAGUUAAUAAUAUUUAUUAAAGUAGCAGUAAUAUAUAAUACUAAUCUUACAGCUGCGUAAAGUCCUCAAACAUUCUAUCGAAAACAAAGUAUUACUGCAAAAAUUUCGUUUAAUCGAUUGGCUAAUAUUUCUGACACGCGUUCUCGCAUUUCAUUAUUGUAAAUAAUGCAUCUCGCCCAUUAUAUUAGCUGUAAAUUAUGAUACAUCGGACAGCAAUAGAAAUUUUCCUUUUCUUUCGCAUUUCAACUGUGUUCGUUAUAAUCCUACCAUAUGUUGUCGGCUAUGGAAACUAUGAUUCUCGUGAAAGCAUGGAUUAUUAAGUAUACCGAGUUGCCUUAGAGUUGAUUUAAAUAAUUUAUGUAUAAAAAGACUACCUUUAAUUACAAUUUCAUGAUACAAUCUUACAUCUUAAGAAUCUUGAAAACUUCGUAAGUAUGUAAUCAUAUUAUCACAUAAGUUGGUUUCCUCGCUAAUUCUAGUAUCACCAAUACUACCACUACAACUUUUGUCGUUGGAAUAAAAGAAUUUAACGUGGCUUUUCUCUCUUAUUGAAUCAUGGAUACACACACGCCAUACACACACGCCAUACACACACGCCAUACGCACACGCCAUACGCACACGCCAUACGCACACGCCAUACGCACACGCCAUACACACGCGAACGCGAACGCGCGCGCGCUUGCUAGAAUAUAAUUGUCGUUUUCAUCAAAUGUACUAAACGAGCCUGCAGAUUACCAAAAGAUCUAUUGUGAUAUUCUAUGAUUUUCUAGAAAAUCAAGUAAAUAUAAACAUAUAUACAAUUACACCCUAAUUGAUAUAUUUCAUUUCGUUCCAUCUGACGAGAAAACGAUUCUUCCAAUGUUGCCUCCGUGAAUAUUCUUCUAAGAAGAACAAUCUCUUUUUCUCGAAAUUAAAUUGAUCACAGAAUGAAAUACAUCGAUUACGAUUAUUUUACAUCAUCGUAAUAUACAUGUGAUUUGUCAGUCUCUAUAUAUCGUACCCCCAGAACACGUAUCUAUCGAUUACCGAAGACGUACGAAACCGUCUCUUAUACAAAUUUAUAUUAUUCGGCUACUAUUCAACGAGCUCUUAUGCGUGUUUGCUGUUGUUAUUUCAUUUCAUCGCGUGUACAUUUGCUUGAUAAUCCUGAGAAUCUUAAAUACAUACAUAAAUACCGGUGGCACAAUGAUAACACAUUGCAUUAUCGUUAAGUCAACAUGUACAUAUACUCGAUAUUUCUAGAUCGGUCCAUCCAUGGUCGCGUCCCGACAAUUUUCAUUCGUAGAUCCGAUGAAACUGAACGGUUCGUCUCAAACGAACGAUUCAAAUUUAAAAACGAUUAUUCGUUACACUCAUACCCCUCAGGUAUUCCCCUUAUUUCUCUGUAUGUUUGCGAAAUAACUAGUAUUUGUACAUGCCUGUUUUGCAGGUACGAAAAGAAAUAAAAACAUGUAUGGACGAUUGGUAACUCCAUACGAAACAUUCAAAUGAAAUAAUCGAACGAGUUCAUAUAACGAUUUCUCUCUAAAAACAAAAAAGAGAAACAAAGAGAAACAAAAAGAAACAAAAAGAAAGAAAAAGCAAAGAAACUCCGUGACAAAUAGGAAGAUGUAGGCCUACUUGGUAAACAGUUUCUUUACACUCUGAGGAUUUCUGCCGCUUUGUUAUAACAAAUAGCGAUCCAGUCAGGCUGCGUGGCACCCCAUUGAAUCUGAUUGACCUCUCCUUCUGCAGCGGUGUAAGCGAGAAUGGGAUCUUCGAUUG
Molecule: messenger RNA, 3964 nt
Organism: Nomia melanderi (Alkali bee)
Lineage: Eukaryota; Metazoa; Arthropoda; Insecta; Hymenoptera; Halictidae
Source: RefSeq, a predicted model, not a curated record